This is a messenger RNA of Mollisia scopiformis, 1683 nucleotides long. RefSeq lists its product as uncharacterized. The record is from RefSeq and is a predicted model, not a curated record. The transcript is spliced from 3 exons. The coding region runs from base 307 to 1629 and encodes 440 amino acids. Lineage: Eukaryota; Fungi; Ascomycota; Leotiomycetes; Helotiales; Mollisiaceae.
GGUGAGCUGCUAUAUGUAUAUGGACAGUGGCGUUCUCACCCAGCCUUUCCGGGUCUCACAUCGCCAAAUAUCAACAUCGUCAACAUCGCGACUGACCUCAGACUAUCAUUGCGAUAUAUCACUGUCGUCGUGCCCCUCUCCGGUGUGCAUCCGAAAGGCAGCACAGGAUCCGGAACCCCGCUCUGCGACCACAGACGAAAAGCUCAUGUAGCAAGAAGCUCUUAUCGGCGGGCAAGAGACUCGGAAUCUAGAGAAAACCCCCCAUCGAAACGAUUCGUAUACCCUACUGUCACUCACCGUCGUACAAUGUUGUCCCUCUCGAUUCCGGUCAUCCUCACCCUCUCCACCUUCGCUCAUGGCCUUCUUGUGAAUCCUACAUCCCCGCAAUGCGCAGACGUGUGCGGGAACUCCCUGACCAGCACGUCUGGCUCGGAGAUGACCUGUAACGAUCUGGCGUACUAUUCUUCUCUGUACGGAGCUACGUUCAAGCAGUGCAUUGCGUGCGAGCUGAAUAGCACGUACUAUGAUCCCACGUCCAAGGUGUCGGAUCUGAAUUACGCGAUAUAUAACCUACGAUAUGCGCUCUCGUGGUGUUUAUUUGGUUUGGAUAAUAAUACUGCUUUAACAGAUACUCCUUGUUUAACACUCUUCUCAUGCGGCCCCCUCCAAGGCGCCUUCGAAUACGACAACCUAAACCAAUCCGCAUCCCCCUACUCCUACUGCCCGUCUCUGAACAGCGUCUCCGUCCCAAAAUGCUCUUCCUGCCUCCAAGAAAUGGGCAACGAGAACUACCUCGCAAACUACGUAACAAUCCUCAAAGCAGCCUGUCUCCAGCAACCUGCGCCCGGCGGCUCCCUCUCCAUAGCAGGCACCCCCUUCUCCUCCACAAUGGUCAACAUAACCACGCCCUCCGCAACCCCCAUCUCGUCCUACAACCCCUCAUCCGGCGGCCUCUCCCUCGGUGCCAAAAUCGGCAUCGCAGUCGGCGGGCUGCUGUUCCUGCUCAUCAUGUCAGGCUGCUGCAUCGUCUGGACCGGCAAACGACGUCGUCGCCGCGUUUUGGCUGAGAAAGCUAGGGCGUCGGGAUACGAGUGGCAAGCUGGUCGACAUGGAACUACGCCGCUGGAAACCAGCCAGCAUAGUAAUAAUGGCGGACAUGCGCAAUUCUUCGAUUCGCCGCAGAGUCAAAAACCGCUGUUCACGACGAACGCGUGGGGACAAAUCGUAGAUGAAAGUCCCGUGUCGGGACACCCUGAUUCGGCCAUCUCACGAGGAGGAGGGGGUGGGUUCGAGAAAGCGUAUUUCAGCCCGUAUUCAAGCACGUACACGUCUCCUGUGUCGGCGGUGGAGCGGAGGGGCGAGCAGGGGUGGCCGAGGGAUCAGAAGAAGGCGGUCGUGGAGCCGGAGGAUGAGAGGGGCGAGAGGAUCGAGAUGGGUGCUGUGAUGAGUGGUGCGGGGGAGUAUCCAUUGGAUAGGAAGCAUGCGGUGGAGGAUUUCGGGAUUACGCCGGUGCAGGGCGGGGGAGGGGGCGCGGGUUGGGCGCCCAUUUUGAGUCAUCCGGGGUAUGGCAGGGGGAGAGGGGGGUUGGGAUUAGGAGAGGAGGAUGCGAGGAGGGGCGAUGCGAUGUGAGGGUUGAGAGAGAGCUUGUGAUUGUUUCUUGAUACGAGGUGAAGGGAGGAGGCG